GCGCGAACACCUACGCUCGUCGCCGGCGAUCGUGACGACCUGGCCGCCACCGUGACUCGAGUAUCCGGCGAGAGUUCCCCCGAUGUCAAUAGCGUACGUGCGUUCCAGUGACGAGCACCGGACCCGGUAGCUCGCGAGAGACCCCCUAGGUCCAGUGUGUGUGCCUCGCAAGCGCGCGUGAUCGGUUCGUCGCGAUCAGAAUGUCGGCCGGCCGCGGUCCGAUCCAGCUCUGAACGGGAGCCUAUCCGCGAGUGACUCUCUCCCCGAUGCACGAGGUCGUGUUCACGCGCGGAACCGCCGCGGACGCCGGUAUGGUGUCUCGUUGAGGGAUAGUGAAUAAUGUCCGUGAUGUCCCGAGGCUCGCCCUGGUGCCGCGUCGCACCGGGGAUUAAGAAAUCCACGUUUCUGCUGAUCGUCGUGCUUGUUGGCUUGUUGUCACCAGGCGUCGCCGGCGAGAAGAAUAAAAAAUAUCAAAUGAGUGAUGUAUGCAAGAAGAAGUUCAUACGGGAUAUCUACAAGAAGAUCGACGGUGCCGUUCUCGUCUCGCAGAACGAAAAGGACCUCGACUGCACCAUCACUUUCCAAACCCAUAGCAUCCUUCAACGGUUCAUGCUUCGGUUCGAUCAGUUGAAACUGGACUGCAACGACCAUCUUUACAUCUACGAUGGCGCACACGCGGUCAGCAGUUAUAAGGCGGACUUUUCCUGUAAAAACACAGAACAGACCGUGGGCGCGAUUUAUACUCGCACGAACUUUGUGACACUGAAAUACGUCACCGACUCCUGGGGCACUAAAGGGAAUGGCUUCCGUCUCGUUAUCACCGCCGUCAAGGAUCCUAAGCACACCUGUAAGGACUUCCGGUGCACCGAGAAGGAAUUCUGCAUCGAGAUGGACCUCCUUUGCGACGGCGUAAAUCACUGCGGCGAUGGUUCCGACGAGGCCACCUCUAACCUCUGUGCCAACUCCGAGGCAUCAACGAUUCUAGGCAUGCAGGCAACCUGGUUCGCGAUCGCUCUUGUUUUUCUGAUACUGAGUAUAGCUGGCAUGGUGACGGUGACGGUGCUGUGCUUCUGCAGACAACGCGUCCCGACCCCCAGGCAUCCCCAUAACGCGCACAACGCCCAAACUCAUCCUCCAGUCAGCUUCCCAUGGAUUCCGGGCUCGUCGAGGCGGUACGUGCUGAUUCAACGCGAAGUUUCCCUCACGGUCCGUCGGCGCGCGGACCGCUCGGUAGUUUCGUCCCGGCAGUCAAGCGAAAUCGGCCCUAACGUCGGGAUCGCACGGUCUCCUAAGCUGUGGCCCGGUGAACCGGGCAAACCGACGAGAAUGGACACCAGGACUAUUCGCGAAGCGGCCCGUGCCAUUCUGCUGAUGAUACUCGUUGUCGCCCAACACACCUCGGCGGCCAUGCAAAAUCAGCCGCUCGUCAUCAGCAACUCGGUCGACCAAGGCACAGCAGCUAAAGACUACUUCAUUGGACCCUGUCUGGUGAACACCAACCAAACGUGUCCCGACAACGAGGUGACGUUCUUCCUCUACACCCAAAGGAACCCCCAUUCCGGGCAACAGAUUCUGGUGGAUGAAUACAGCUCGAAUCUACCGUCGACCAAUUUCAACCCAUCCAAACCUACCAAAAUCCUCAUACACGGCUAUGACUCCGAUAUGCAACUAUCCUACCUAGUGGACGUGCGGAUGGAGUACUUAAAAACUUACGAUUACAACUUGAUCUCGGUCGAUUGGCAUCGUCUAGCGUCUGCACCCUGCUACCCCAUCGUCGUGAGGAACGUGCCGCAUGUGGGCGAUUGUGUGGCCCAGUUGAUCGAGAGGAUAAAGGACGUCGGUGCAACGGACAUACACACGAUCGGCUUCAGCCUGGGCGCCCAUGUGCCUGCGUUCGCCGCGAACGCGCUGAGACCCUAUCGAAUCCCUAGGAUCACUGGUCUAGAUCCAGCCAUGCCGUUAUUCGUCACUGUGGACAAAGAUGCUAAACUGGACGCUAGCGACGCGGAAUUCGUAGACGUGUUCCACACAAACGCGUUCAUACAGGGGAAAAUCGAGAUGAGCGGUCAUGUGGACUUUUACAUGAACGGUGGCAUCAAUCAGCCAGGCUGCUGGGAGUCCGGCAAGCUAUUCCAGUGCGACCAUCAUAGGUCGGUGAUGUACUUCUCAGAGUCGAUCAACUCGAAAGUGGGUUUCUGGGGUUGGCAAUGUCCCGGGUUCACCUACUACCUGCUGGGCCUGUGCCCCCCAAGGUACCCGGCCAUUUUAGUCGGCGACAAAGUGGACCAUACAGCGAGGGGCUUCAUUCUGGUCAAAACGAACGCGGAGAGUCCGUACGCCAUGGGGAACUUCAGCGUAAACCGGUUGGACAUGUACACGUAAAGGCUGACGAGACGUCCUCUCUGCGUUAAUGUCGCGAGAUAAGGCUCGCUUGAUAACGGGGAAUAUACGACGCAGCAUGCGAACACGAUCGGCAUUGCUGAUAACGGGAAAAGGGGCACAAGCACGUAUACACAUAUACCUCUGCCCAAAACGAAACGACCCGUCUUGCGGAAUCUUCGGAGAAAGUUCGUGAUCCUGAGAGUUCUCCGGCUGAAAAACGUGAUUCGUGUCAAGGUCAGGAGGUUCUAGGCACCUACACGUCCGUCUAAUCGAUAGCGUAUCCCACCAGGAAGAAGGAACGAAGCUUAAUCUCUCGCCACUUCACACACCCGUUUGGAAAACGAUUUCUUAUCGACAUGUGUACGACACGAAGGGGAAGGAGUGAAUUAGUAUGUUUGUGAGAGACGCUUUAGUCUCGUUGAGGAACUUAACCUUCUACAAGGUCGGGAUUUUUGAAUGUUUGUAUAUGAAGAAAUCGUGUAGAGGGUUGAUAAGAUAUUCUAUUAGUAUGUUCAACAUGCAACACCUAGGAUUACAUUGAUCGAAAAUUAAUGGCUUUUUUAAGAGAAACAGUCUUCCUUUAAGAAAUAUAUUAUAUUAGUGUACUAUAUUCGAAAUGGCUUCAAAGUUUAUUAUAUUUGUAGCACUUGUGCUCUUUAGUUAUGUGUGAUUUACAAACUUUUUAUUUGAAAUCAUUAUUAGCCACAUAUGGACGUGUUGAUCUAGUUGAUUUAAUUACCAAUUGAUUUAGUCAAUUUAACUAAUCUGAUUCGUUAAAAUAUGGCUUUGUUGAAUUAAUUUAAUUUUAUUUUAAUAGAAGAAUUUCUGCAAUUCGUUUGCAUCGCUAGGAAAAAUUUUAUUGUCACGCGUGAAUUUAAUCAAAUUACAAUUCACCGUAUUGCAAACGAUUUAUUGUCUAUACAAAGUAUGUAUUUUACAAUACAUUUACAUAACUUCAUAUGCACUUUACAUAACCUUGUUACUCCAUUAUUUCAAGCUUACGAAAGCUUCAAGCGUGAAAUAGAUUUAAUAGAGUUAAGUAACCCAAAUAACUCUAAGCAAAAAAUGCAGUAAAAACCGAUACAAAUUUUGUAUCUCCCAAAGCAUACUUUAGCUGAGGUAAAUAUUCCAAGAUCUCAAAAUUUCAGUGUGUUUAAGGUUUAAAUUUUAAAUGAUAAAAAUAAAAGUAAUGGGCAAUUUAAACAAUGAUUAUUGCCAGUGAAGUGAAAUACAUUGCUUGUAAAAUGAAUUCUUGGCUCUUGAAAAGAAUGAUUAAAUAAUGUUUAUUAAAUUCAUUUCUGUGUAAAAUCUGUGUAAUAUCUCUUUAACCAAUCUUCCAUAAUAUAAUUCAAAUUUAUAUAAAUAUUAGUUAAAACAGAUUCAAUAGAAUAUUAGACAGUUUACAGUUAUAUAAUAAAAAUGUUUGGAAGAACAAAUUUUAAAAUAACUCAUUAUUACGAUAAUUGUUAAUUAUUUAUAACUAAUAUAAAUUAUAGAAAUCAUUUUUCAUGCCAGAAUUUGUUUGCAAGUAAGUCGUUUUAUGUACAAUUUCGUUCUUAAGAAUGUUGCUUACAACCAUAAGUAUUGUGUAUCUUUCUCUAUAUUUUCAUUAUAUUUAUUGUUUCUAUAUUUCAUUGAUCUAGAAUAGUAUAAAGUGCAAUAAUGAGUAAACUUCGUUUAAAAACUAAUAAAAAUGACUUCCAUUAGAGAAUUACCCAGGAGGUUUUGAAUUGUUUAGUUUGAUUUACUUCGUAUAAGUGAGACUAUUUUGUAUUAUUACAAAUAGCAACUUCUGAGGAGCAGUCAUCAUCCUUUUUAGUACCGGAAAGACCAUCGGUCUUUACCCGAUACUAUGAACUUAGUUUUAUUUAUUGCAAUAUAUUUUAUUUGUUACAAAAAUUGUGUAAAUAUAUUUAUUUCUAAACAAUGUGCUGAUAUAAUAGUUUCUAUUCUUGUAUUAUUCCUUUCCCACAUUUAAUUACUUACACUUAUUUAAAAAAUAUAAAUAGUUAUAACAACCAUUUUUUCGUACAUUGAAUCCGAAAUUUUAUUGCUUUUCGAGAUAUCUCGUAUAUAGCAAACCGAACUUUGCGGCCGAGUUACAGCAUAUUUCGUUUUAUUGUUUUUUAAUGCGCUCGUAUCGACGACUCACGAAAUUAAAACUAAAUUGAUUUUCUUGUUACAUUACCAAGGCAACAAAGUCUUGCAUAUUCUUAUCACAAAUGAUUAGUGAAAUAAAUGUAUGUCAAAAUUUCGAAAGAGUAGAUAAAAAUCGGUCAGUAUUGCCAUUACACCAGUAGGUCUAUGUCGAUCGUAUAUCAUACCUUAUAAAGUGUUUUAUUGUUGCACCACACUUUGUUAUUUGAAAAUCCGUGUUUUAAUUUGUGGGGAAAUAGUUUUUUAUUCAAAAAGUGCAUAUAUGCAUUGUACAAAAUUUGUUUGGAACGCUCAGAAAUGUGCGGGGAACUGGAAGUACGUUAAGCGAGCAGACUGCCGUAUGCAAUGUGUAUUAAAAAUGUUGUGGGUAUAGAACUUAUCUGUCUUACGUGUUUAUCUGAUAUGAUAUUUAAUAUCAAUAUCCUAAUCAAAUGAUCGAUUGUAUCAUUAUACAUACAAUACAUAUAUGGUGUUAUUGAAGAUAAUCUUAUCUGACACAAAGCUACACAUUUUCUAAUUGGAUUUUUUGGUUUAAUCAGUUGUAAUAUAAUUAAAUACGCAAACAUACUUUCUGAAUUUUUAAAGUAUUAGGCAGUAUUAUAUCAGAAUUGUUAAUAGAAGAAUUUAAAUUGAUUUUAAUUACUUAAUAUACAAUUUUCUAAUUUCUCUUCGAAAAUAUAUUAGUUGACUACAUUAGUUGUUUAAGAAAUAGAUUUGAAAAAGCAAAUAGUGUUUAAAAAUCACUUAACAUAUCCAUGAUG
Messenger RNA from Nomia melanderi (Alkali bee), 5300 nucleotides. RefSeq lists its product as uncharacterized. Gene Ontology annotation, molecular function: lipase activity; serine hydrolase activity; protein binding. Lineage: Eukaryota; Metazoa; Arthropoda; Insecta; Hymenoptera; Halictidae. Gene Ontology annotation, biological process: lipid catabolic process. The record is from RefSeq and is a predicted model, not a curated record.